Molecule: messenger RNA, 2521 nt
Organism: Caenorhabditis sp. 36 PRJEB53466
Lineage: Eukaryota; Metazoa; Nematoda; Chromadorea; Rhabditida; Rhabditidae
Source: the annotation of a GenBank genome assembly
AUGACUCGAAAGCUCAAUUUCUGCCUGUCGACCUACUCGGUCCUCAUACUUCUCGCCUUCUCCACACAAGCGUUCGCCGCCAACCAAGCGAAAACGAAAGCCGCGGUGCCAUCAACAACGAUUGCCGCGAAUAACUCCUCCAAUUCCACAGAGGUUUGUAUCACAUCACAUCACUGUCUUCGUAAUAUUUGAGAGUUUUGACCGCGCCGCAAAGCGCACACUUAUUUGUUUGCGCAAGCAGCUCUACUAGAACCUGAAGCGCGGCAAACGCACCAAAAUAUUUGCAUUAUUCAAACAGAUAUAAUGGGGAAUAAUAAUAAUAAUAUUCUAUAUAUAAUAAUAAUAAUAAUAAUGUAUCAUUUUUUGCAGCAAGUUGAAGGAAGCGCAAACAUUCCAGGCAGGUUAGCUGAUAUUGAAGUGAAUGGAUCGGGCUACCCGACAGAUGACGAGGAUGGCGACGACGUUCAUGGAUCAGGUAGGUACCAUCUGUUUUGAGAAAUGAAAUCCGGUUAGGAAUAUAAGUGCUUGUCCUUGUUGUCGUCCAGAUGCAAAUGAGAUUGUUAGGACCCGAAAACGUGCUAAUUUGUUCCAACUGUUCAGGGCUAGUCAAAAACAAUUGGCAAUUUCUCAAUUCCAAUUCCAAUUCCAAUUCUUUUUCAGGAAAGCCGCCAACACAGCCGGUGACAUCGAAAUCGAAGCAAACGCCGGCCAGCAAUGUUGUUGUGACUGCGAAGCCGACGACAAUGCUGCCUACUACAGCGGUUCGUCGGCAUCUUUUGAUGUUCCCAAACCUCAAUCCUUCAUUCUUCAGAGCUUCAAACCUCCUGUUCAGCCUAAGCCAAAGCCAGCGGCGAACGACAAGGAGAUCAAGGUGGAUGAUGACGAUGAGGACGACGACGAUGAGGAUGAAGACGACGAUGAUGAGGAUGAGGACGACUUUGCUGAUGAGAACAUCCACAACGACGACGAGUUCUUCACCACCAGCACGACGACUCAUCGCCCGAUCAGCAUUUUCACCACGUAUGUUCUGUUCAUUCAAUUACUUUCCCCAUUUUUCACCCGAAACGUUCGUUAAUCAUGAAAUGCCAUCUUCCAGAACGACACCUCCAAGGUCACACGUGGCACAUUCGACGAAUCCGCCGCGCCAGCAGCCUCCUCCUCCGGUCACCUCGACCAUCUCCACUGGCCCGUUCUCGCCAUUCCAUGAGACCAUGACUAAUGGCUUCUACGCAGGUAUGUGGAUGAACCCAUUUUCAUUAAUUUUGCGAGAGCUCUUGUCACUAACUGAUGAGGGGAAACAUCAACAGCAGCUGCAAAUAUUUGAAAUAUACAUAAAUCGCCCCCCCCCCCUUUCGUCGCCGGUGAAGACGAGCGAAUGAUUUGUUGUGAUGAUAAAUUGAUGUCUCAUUAAUCGAUAGUGAAUGAGCGGACGGCCGGCCGGGGUGGCGAGAUAUAUAAAUGACAGAACAUUCCGGGCAAGAAUGAGACUUGCAUAAAAGUAUGCAUACUUUGGCACCGUGCCCUCCUGCCUUUCGUCGACCAGUCGAUCAAUCAAUGUGUACGGGGCCUGAGAUGUGCGAGUUUGUUGUCGAGCUGUUUCUUAAUGACAGAUGGCGUGGCCUCUCUCUCUCCUUCUUUUUCUCCUUCUCCUUGUCGCGAUAGCAUGAAGGGACCCUCGUAUGAAUGAUGCACAUACGCUUCCCCAUGUGUCUAAUUAUUCUGGAUGCGGAGAGGGGCUCUUCUCGUACACAUGAAGGAACCAACAAGUAUGAAUGACACGCCAGAAAUCGUAUUAUGAUGGAGCCGGGCCGCGGAGAUGGAUGAGUGUCUCACUGAAUGUGAAUGGCACGCUUUUUUUUAGCGAGGGGAGAGGCAAUGUUUGGUUUUCCAAUCCAAGAAUGUAAACUUUCUGGUCAGGCAGCUAAGCCGUUUUAUCGCUGACGUCGUCUCCCCUAGAAGGGACACAAAGAUGAAACGCGAGUCGCAUUGUCGUUUUGACGUUUCAAAACUUGCGCUUAUCAAAAUUCGGACGGACGGACGGAAGACAGCAUCCUAUUCUCUUGAGAAUGACCGAGGAGGCCGGAAGAAGAGAAAGACGGAAGCGAGGUCAAGGGUCGGGCCGGCGUUUGUGCAUAUUUGAUUUUAUGACAUUGAGUGGGGGGCGCAGGAGGAAGUGUGGAAGUGUCCUGCCUGAAGAAAGGGAAUUUCGGUUUGAAUCAUUACUUUUGAAUUGGACACAAACAAUGUGUUUCUUUUGUUUCCGAAAACCUAAUUAGUGCGAAGGGAGAACGCUUCCUUUCGCCGUUCCCAUCAGAAACACCUGCCAAAACAUAAACAUUUUUCAGCGAUCGCCGGAGGUGUCCUUGUCGCCGUCAUCACCGCCAUCCUACUCGUUCUUUUCGUCGUGUUCCGGAUUCGGAAAAAGGACGAGGGAUCGUACGCGCUGGAUGAACCGAAACAGGCGAGGCCGUACGCCACGUAUGCCUACACCAAAGCAUCGACAAAGGAGUUUUACGCGUAA